Molecule: messenger RNA, 14569 nt
Organism: Hippoglossus stenolepis (Pacific halibut)
Lineage: Eukaryota; Metazoa; Chordata; Actinopteri; Pleuronectiformes; Pleuronectidae
Gene: vps13d
Product: vacuolar protein sorting 13 homolog D
Exons: 70
Coding region: 640-13815 (4391 amino acids)
Biological process (GO): mitochondrion organization; protein retention in Golgi apparatus; protein targeting to vacuole
Cellular component (GO): extrinsic component of membrane
Molecular function (GO): protein binding
Source: RefSeq, a predicted model, not a curated record
UUUGUUUUUGUCACGUGAAAGGAAGUAUGUGGUAGAAGUUCAAUGCUAUUAGGAAAUGUGUUUAAUUACGACGCAGCGAGACACAACUUCUAUGUCUUGAAAUACAGCGAAAAUUCCUGUGUUCAAUGAGGAUUAACUGUUUGUCAUUUUCUGUAAAAAGGAACCGGAUAGUGUCGCAUUCGAUAUGAUACCGCCGGCUUCCUGUUUGUAGCUACUCACCCCAGAUAUGCUAGCUAAGUGACAAGCUAACUGGGAUCACAACCUUGCCCUGUCCGUGGUCAUCCCAGGGACGAAGGUUUUGUGCUGCCUAGUGGUGGUUGCAACUUUCCAGUAGGUUCGUUGUCAUUUUCACGUUGUCUUCGUUUAGCUAAUGUUUGUGAGUUAAUCCCUGUUUGUGCGCGGCAUGUGGAGCAUUUGACGCUAACUGUCCCUGUGGCGUUAGCCCGGUCCUGAGGUUUUGACCAGACAUGACCACCUUCUGGCAGUGGCAUUAGGCUGGCAGCGACAUGGACACAGAGCUGGGUCGAUAAGUAACGAAGAGCUUCAGUUGUUGUCUUUUCGAAAUUGCACUCCUCAGGGAAACGACCAAGAGGGUGUUUUUCAUCUUCACUAUCGAGAAGAAUCUUUCCUGCUGCCAGGAUGUUGGAGGGCCUAGUUGCCUGGGUGCUAAACACAUACCUGGGCAAAUAUGUCAGCAACCUGAAUACAGAUCAGCUCUCCAUUGCCCUUCUGAAAGGUGCAGUGGAGUUGGAGAACCUCCCUCUGAGGAAAGAUGCCCUCCGAGAGUUUGACCUGCCAUUUGAAGUCAAAGCUGGCUUCAUUGGAAAGAUUACUCUCCAGAUCCCUUUUUACCGGCCUCACAGUGACCCAUGGGCCAUCUCCAUGUCCCAGCUCAACCUGAUAAUUGGUCCUGUUCAGCUGCAGGAGUAUGAUGCAGAGAGGGAGAGAGAAGAGGAGAACGAGCGCAAAAAACGUCUCCUCCGGGCUCUCGAAGACAAAUUCAAAAGUGAGUGUGAACGGAGGGGAGAGUCUUACUGGUAUUCUGUCUCUGCCUCAGUGGUCACCAGGAUUGUGGAAAACAUUGAGCUGAAGAUCCAAGAUGUGCAUCUUAGAUUUGAGGAUGACUUCUCCAACCCAGAGAAACCUUUCUCUUUCGGGGUUUGCAUCAAAAAUGUUUCUGCUCAGAACCCCUCCAAAGAGUCGGUGCAGAAGCUUGUACGACAAAAGCAGCUGGAGAUUGAAGACUUCUGUGUCUACUGGGACACAGAGUGUGAAAUGUUGGGAAAACUGCCGACAAAUCAGAUCCCGGAGGUUAUGACCCAGUUUAUGCAGAGCCGUGAGCAUCAGUACAUCUUUGAGCCUGUGCGUUCCUCCGUGUUACUAAGAAGAAAUGCCUCCAAGGAGCCUCUGAGGUCCCGAUAUACUCCUCGAAUUGAAGGCCAAGUUCAACUGGAGCCCAUGUCCCUACGCCUGUCACAGGUGCAGUAUCAGCAGAUCAUGGCGUUCCUUAAGGAGCUAGACCGCAGAGAGAGAGAGAUGCUUUACCGAAAGUGGAGACCGAAAGUUCCCGUUUCAGGACACUGCCAGCAGUGGUGGAUAUUUGCCAUCCAGGCCAACCUUAGUGAGAUCAGGGAGCAGCGACGGCGAGGCAGCUGGGACUUUGCCCUGCAGCGAGCACGAGACGCCCAGACCUACAGCAGUCUCUACUUCAGGAAGCUCAAAGCCGUCCCACUAAGUCCUCAAGAGGAGAGUGAGCUGGAGAGAGUGGAAGAUGAGCAGACAAUAGAGGAGCUGCAGAGUCUCAGAGAAAUCGUCCAUGACUGGUUUCGAAAGCAGGAAGAGAUUGCAGAGAAUGUGCGAGAGCCCAGCAGCGACCCCCUGCCCUGUUCACCCACCACAUCUAUCCCUAAGAGUGGGAGCUCAGGGAUGAUUCAGUACUUGCAGUCAUGGUUUCCUGGCUGGGGAGGCUGGUAUGGAGAUUCCCAGGACCCAGACAGGCCUGAAGAGCUGCUGCCAAGUCCAUCCUCAUGGGACAUUCUAGCAGAGACAGAAGACUUGUUCGAUCCAUUGGAGGACUCUCACACACUUAACAGCUUCACCAGGCGAGACCACCUGUUUGCCCGGCUGGAGUUCUUACUGGAGAAGGGUGGAGUCACGCUCUUUCACCAGGACAGGAGAGGGGACAGGCCUCAUGAGAGUGGGGUCAUCCAGUUGGAAUUCUCAGGUGUGAAGGUGACUCUGGAGUCUCUCCCUCGGUCCGAGUCCUCCCUGCUGUCUCUGAAGCUGGGGGGUUUGUUCCUGAGAGACUUGACCACUCAGGACACCAUCUUUCCUGUUCUGGUGUCUCCGAAAACGGACACCACUAAUCAACCAUGUGGCCAGUCCUGCAGUACCUCUGGAUGCAGUGCAGAGUGCUCAUCGUCUCCAGUGUUUGAGAUGAUUUAUGAGCAUAACCCAGCAAGGUGCAAGUUUGAGAGAAGACUGGAAGUGAAUACUAGUCCAUUGAACAUCAUCUACAACCCGCAAGCAAUCAAACAAGUUACAGAGUUCUUCUACAAAGGAAGAGUUCACACCUCAGGUUUUGGCUAUCAGUCAGAGUUGGAGCUUAGAGUGGCAGAAGCUGCAAGGAGACAGUACAACAAGCUGAAGAUGCAGACAAAGGCCGAAAUUCGACAAACCAUUGACCAGCUACUUGUGGGAGAGUUUAUUGAAAACAGUAAGCGCUGGACUAUGAAAUUGGACAUUUGUGCACCACAGGUGAUUUUUCCAGAUGAUUUCCAGUCGAGGGACCCAAUGUUAGUUGUUGUUGAUUUAGGCAGGAUUCUCCUCACAAAUUCUCAAGAUGACAAUAAGGCCAGCACUAAAGCUACUCAGCCUGAAAAGGAAGACAUGAGUGAUGAUGAGUACCAGACACCCCUUGCCACGCCACCAGAAUCUCCACCACCUGAGCCAGACAUUUCAAUGAAAGCACAAUUUAGAAGUCCUGAUCUUCCCAGCCUUAGGUCUCCUGAAUGUACACAGGCCUACAGCAGAAAGCUGUAUGAAAAAUACUCUUUGUCCUUUAAGGACCUGCAGAUAAUGGUUGGUCGCUAUAAAGACAGCUGGAAACAUCUUCAAGAGAGUGAGGUAGGCCCCACUCAUGUGGUGGAGAAGUUCAAUGUGCUGCUACAGCUUGAGCAGAGACUGCGUUAUACAUCAGACCCCCAGCUCCCUGGGGCUGUGCUGUCAGGAACCCUACCAGACCUCAAAGUCCAUAUCAACCUUGAGAAGAUGACUGCCCUUAGGAGUUGUUUGGCUAGGCUUAGCAGCCCAGCUGUGAAGGAAGGAGGUAAAAGUCAAGAGAGAGACCCAAAUAUAAGGUCUCCUGACCUUACACUCCGUCAUGACAAGAUCUUUCAGAGAGAGGACAGCUCCUGGAAGCUGCAGGGUUCAGCUAAGAACCUGACACAGAGUGUGAUGACUUUAGAGCAGCACACGCGAGAAGUCCUCGUGGAGUCCCGUCUACUCUUAGCUGAAUUCAACAUUAACUACAUGCAGCUUGGUGUAGAGAGUGAUGGCCGCUACAUAUCUGUUCUUAAGGUAUUUGGCACAAAUGCUCAUUUUGUCAAGCGGCCUUAUGAUGCUGAAGUCUCUCUGACUGUCCAUGGUCUUCUGCUUGUGGACACUUUACAGACUUAUGGCUCAGACUUUGACCUCCUUGUGGCUUCUCAUAAGCAUCUCAGUUUUGACAUACCCACGGGCAGCCUCAGAGAGAGCCUGCCCUCAACCCCUGUAAAGUCCCCUGAUAGCAGGUCUCCCGAACAUCAGUGCCACCAUACUGAGUCAUCCUCUGGUAUGCCUGUAGAUAGAAUCUCUCCCUUCAGUUCACUUUUCAAGGACCAGGAGGCCCUAAUUAAGCUUGAGUACCAGUUUGUGAGCUCAGACUGCCCCUCCAUGAACCUGGACAGCUCCCUUCAGGUGACAAGCAUUCAGGUCAACAACCUGGACAUCAUUCUCAACCCUGAGACCAUGGUGGAGUUACUGAAGUUCCUUCAGAAGUCUUUCCCCAAAGAAGAACGUAUAUCAGCGGCACAACAUCAUUCAACACAGCCCCACAGUGAAGAAGAAGAGGUGACAUAUCAGGCCACAUAUGACCAGAACAAAGAGCUGACUGUAGAGAUUCACCGCCUUAACUUGCUUCUCCUUCGGACCGUGUCCACUGGCACUGUCCUGGUUGCUGAGAAGAAAGGGCUUAAGAUUGCUACUGCCAGCAUUACUAGCACCAAGGUCAAUGUGUCCAUGGGCAGUCGGUUGGACAUCAAUGGUUCGCUUGGGUCCAUGCAGUUGGUGGACCUGUCCCAGGAAGGAGGCAAAAGCCAGUUUGUGGUCAGCAUUGGCAAUGUUGAGGAUAGCUCCUCAACUCUUGGCAGACUAAAAUUCCUUGCUGAUACAGGAGGUUCUCCCUCAGAAGCUUUGUAUUUUCACCUCAUGGAGAAAAUGCAAGGAGAAUGUUCUUUGCAACUUCAGAUGGCAUCCUUGCACUAUAACCACUCUGCAAAGUUCUUGAAGGAGCUCAGUCUGUCUGCUAACGAGGUAGAAGAAAAUUUCCGCUCCAUGUUGAGAAGUGCUGCCACCAAAGUGUCAACGGUUCUAGCCACCAAGACGGCAGAGUACAGCGGUAUGGUUUCACUCUUUGAGACCCCCUCACGGAGAACUCGAGCUUACAGUCAGAGCUGGGCUUAUCCAUUUGAGGAUGAGGAGGAUGUUCCCAUGGAUGAACCUGAAUCAACCUUAGACACUUUCUUGGUGAAGCUCAACCUUAAUAUCAGCAUUGAAUCCCCAGUUGUAUCUAUUCCACGAAAACCUGGGCACCCUGAGCUAUUGGUUGGUCAUCUGGGAAGCAUAACAAUCCAGAAUUUUGUCACUGGGCAAGACUCUGAAGGAGAGAGGUUGCAGGUUUUUGUCAAGGAUAUUCGGCUGUAUUCACUCAACAUGAGUCAUUUGGUUUUGAGGAGGCAACCCAGAGGGGAUAUUGCUGGCCCGAUGUCACCAUCCUGCAAUGGAAGCAUCAGUCAGGAUGAACCACAGUUUACACGCCAUGACUUCUUUGAAUCCCUCAGUCGAGGAAAAGCCUUCCAUAUAUUGAAAGACACCACCAUACAGUUCACCCUGGAGAAAGUUCCAGUUGACGAAGACACUCAGUUUACCUUCCUCACCACAGAGGAUCCCAGCAGGAGCUCAGGGUUACUAAGAAUCGAGGGCAAAUUCGUCAACCCUGUCCAGGUUUUUCUGUGCAAGUCUGUACAUGAACAAGUCCUACAGACACUGGACAAUUUGUUCCUGAAUGAGGAGCAACGAAACACCCCCAGCCAACCGCCCACACCACCACCACCAACUCCUUCUUCCACCAGACCUCACCGCUUUCCUGACCCACAGGGAGGGCUGUUUGCAAGGGACCCUCCCCAUUCCAGUUUUUCCCACUCGUCACUUUCCUCUCCUUUGCCUCUACAGUCUCGCAAAUCUGCUCUUCACUCUCCUUCAUUUACUCAGCUUAAAGUCACAUUACACGUUGCAGAAUUGCAGGUCCAACUCAGUGCUGACCUGACCCAGGGUUCUCAGGGCUUAGUCAGCCUGCGCUUCCAAGAUCUAGAGGGAGACUUUACCAAAGACCAUCCUCACUUACUGGCAGUCCAGCUAGCUCUGCGCUCACUGCUAAUGGAAGACCUCCUGGAACAGAACCCUGAAUCAAAGUACAAACAUUUAAUAGUGUCUCGUGGAGCUCCCAAGCCCUCCACCUUCAGUCCAAAGGAGUACCUUUCUCAAAGUUGUCCAUCAGCAACCAAUGCCCUGUACCCAGACAUGCCUCGCUCACUGCCUGCACACAUGGAAGAGGCCCAGAAUGUCUUCCAGCUAUACCAGAGGCAUCCCAGCACCCCUUCAGGAAGCAGUCGCAAAUCAAAGAGGGACCCGGACUGUCCAAGCACUCCACCUCCCUCUCCUACCCAUCAUACACCUUACCCUAAGCAACCCCCAAACUUUGACGACUCACUAGUUCAUAUCAAUGUGCUGCUGGUGGACCAGAACCACCCAGAAUUCAAAACACGAUAUGGCAGUGUGGGAAGAAGCGUGGAUGUUGACUUCAACUGCCUGGACGUUUUGAUCACACUUCAGACCUGGGUGGUUAUCCUGGACUUUUUUGGUAUAGGCUCCACAGCCAAUAAUCAUGCAGUUAAAGUCUUCCCUAUGUCACCCAAACCUGUGCCCGGACACCCUCUGUAUGAAUCAGACAUCCGUGAGGAGGAGACAACAGAGGCCGUCAAUACUAAAGUGGACCUAAAGGUUCAUUCUCUGUCUCUUGUAUUGAACAAGAAACUCAAUGAGCUUGCCAGAGCUAGUGUGUCUAAAUUAUCUGCUCAUCUGGAAAUGUUGGAUGGCAACCUGGCAUUACAAGGCAGUUUAGGAAGUUUGUCCCUGAGUGACCUGACCCCACACGGUGAUCUCUACAGGGAACGCUUCACCACACGAGGAGGGGAAGCCCUUAUUUUUAACAUCCAUAAAUAUGGCCAGCCUGAUCCUUACCUGGAGCGGGAAUAUGACAUCAAGGUGUCUUUGGAGAUGGCCUCAGUGCAGUAUGUCCACACCCAGCGCUUCCAGGCCGAGGUGGUGGCUUUCAUUCAACACUUCACCCAGCUACAGGAUGUCCUGGGCAGACAGAGGGCUGCAAUGGAGGGCCAGGCUGUGCGAGAUCAUCCUCAGAGGGCAUCCAGGGUUUUGCUGGAUAUCGAGGCUGGCGCCCCAGUUAUUCUCAUCCCGGAGAGCUCACAGUCAACAAGGGUCAUUGUAGCUAACCUUGGCCAGCUCAGGGUGCAAAACUGCUUCUUGCCUGCUGGGGCUCAUGGAACCUUUGCCUUUCAAGACAAGGUAGAGAAACUCUCUAUGGUUCAUGCCUUCUUCCCUUCUCUGGACCGGGUCCAGAGAACAGCAGGAAGCAGUAGUAAGCAGGAGAAGCCUAGCACCACUUCAUCCCCCACAGGUUUUACCCUUGGCAGGCCACAGGGCUCAGACAUUGGUAGAACUCCUGAGGAGAAUGGCCCUCACAGCUUAGAGGACCACGUGUGCCUGUUGGACUGCAUUGCGCUUGACUUACAAGAAAUGGAUAUAUUCGCUGCAGAGCGUGUGGCUUGUCAGCCCUGGGACUGUGUUGGUAAACCUCCUGAAACCUCAGACCUCAUCUUCCCUUCCUACGCUGUUCGUCGCACUGGAAACAACCUGCUGAAAGAUUGCUGCCGCCUCAAACUAAAAUUGGAACGUAAUCUGGAUAAGGAGAUGAGCCAUGCAGUACCUGACAUGUCCAUCCAUGGCAGCCUGUCGUCAGUUCACUGCUGUCUGGACUUAGAGCACUACCAGUUAAUCAGAGGGCUACUGGAGAACAACCUGGGAGAACCGAUUGAAGAAUUCCUUCGACCCUACAACCUGCAGGACCCCAGGACCUAUACGGUGUUAAGCGGAGAUGUCUUUACUAACUUGUCAUUCCUGGUGGACAUGAUGGAUGUCAGUCUAGAGUUCUUCGAUGGCCCAAAACCCACUGAACACAAACGCUCAUUAGCAAGGUUUGACUUCAUGAAAUCCAAGCUGCUCUUUGAGAGUUUCUCCAAUGGAUCCAAGUCUGUCAACUUGGUAUCUCACUCCCUCCUGGCAUAUGACACUCGGUACACUGAGCUGAAUAAAAGCACUGGUAGACAUGAUGGGGCAAAGCACAAUGUCUUUGACUGCAUCCUUCAGCCCUCUAAAACAGGCACUAACCGGGCAUCGCUACAGCUGGAACUCCAUUACAGGUCCACACGUGACUCGUCCUGCUUCACAGUAGUCCUCAACAACCUGAGGGUUUUUCUCAUUUUUGACUGGCUCCAGCUGGUGCGAGACUUCCUACAGACACCAGUGGUGAAGGUGAGAGGUGACAAUGAUGGUCGUCAGCGAUGGCCCAGUAACACCAGUACUGACUCGUGCACCGCCACCACCAGCACCACUGGGGCAGUCAUGCCAAAGACAGUCAAGAGUGGUGUGGUCACCAAGAGGUCCACAGUACAGGUCACCCAGGACCACUGUCUGGAAGUCAAGAUCAACAUUACAGGGACAGAGUUUGUGGUUGUGGAGGAUGUGUCCUGUCUGGAUACCAAUGCCAUCAUUCUGAAAGGUACCACUGUCCUCACCUACAAACCCCGCCUGCUGGACCGACCCUUUUCUGGAAGCCUUGCUGGAAUAGAGGUGUUCUCGUGUCGGCUUGGCAGUGAGCAGGAGACAGCGCUGUCCAUCAUUGACCCUGUCAAUAUUCAGGUGGAGCUGUGUGGAAGUCCCACAUACCAAAGCAGCUCGGGUCUACUGGACGCUUUCAAUGUGGAGGACAUCCCGCCACUGCUUGAGAUUCAUCUUCCUGUUCUGGACAUUCGUCUGUCCUACAAUGACAUUCAGCUCUUUUUGGCCAUCGCCAAGUCUAUCCCGACUUCGAGCACUACACUGCCUUCUGACACUGAUGUGAUGUUAGAGACUGCACCCAGUACUGAGCCCACAGCUACACCUAAAGGCAUCUUCAGACAAAAGACCAAGGCCCUCAUAGAGGGCCAGCUGACCCAUUUACAAGACCUUGGCUUCAGGAAAGAGGACUGCAAAAGAGCACUGAUCCACUGCAAAGGCCAGCUGGAUCAGGCAGCUACGUGGCUCCUGGAGAAUGCUGAGUAUAUGGCAGGCCGUCCCAGAGCUAGAGGUGAAUCUGGCAUCAGCAGCCACUCAGCUCCUCUGUCUGGAGUAGAGGUAAAGGCUGAGAGUGUCUGCAUCUGUUUCAUCGAUGACUGUCUGGACUGUGACAUACCACUGGCUGAGUUCACCUUCUCAAGGCUUUAUGUGCUGCAGCGCAUUGGGUCCACACAAGAAGGAAAUGCCAGCUUUACUUUGUCUGGAGACUACUACAACAGAGAGUUGUCAGGCUGGGAGCCCUUCAUCGAGCCCUGGCCCUGCUUCCUGUCCUGGCAGCAGCAGGCCGCUGGCCGCCUUCACCCACCACGUCUCAAGAUGGGGAUUCGAGCCAAGCAGAGACUGGACAUCAAUAUCACCUCAGUGCUGUUGGAUCAAUACAACACCACCAAGAGCUCCUGGAUAGCUGACUACUGUAGCGUGGAGGAACAGAGCACCCAGUCCUCCCCCAUGCCCUGGAUGGGAUCCUCAGUUGACCCGCCCAGCUUCGGACAGAGUGCUCCUGUUGCUAACCCUAGAACUAGGACCACAGACAGCUUGACCUGCUUCAAGCAGCCCAAUCACCCCAGAUCAGAUGUCAAAAUGUCCAAACGGAGGCAGCCAUUCGUGCCAUAUGCUUUGCGCAACCACACAGGCUGUACCAUGUGGUUUGCCACUUUGACCACAAGCCCAACAAGGGUGGCACUGUCACACAGCAGUAGUGCAGAUUCCAUCUCAGAUGUCCACGGUCCAGGAACUGAUGACACUCACAAUAUCAGCCAGUGGAGGGAGGUGCUGCCUGGGGAAGAGAUUCCCUUUGAAUUUGAAGCCCGAGAGAAACUCCGCCACAGACACACUCAUGAGCUAAAGCUGCACCAGCUGCUGGUGAGGGUGUGUGGAUGGGAGCAAAUCAAGCCAGUGUCUGUGGACAAAGUGGGUGUUUUUUUCCGUUAUGCUGCUCCAGAUAGAAACAAUUCUUCCAGCACAGUUGGCAGUCCUAUUAGCAGGACCAACAUCAUCCACCCACAUGUUUAUUUCUCGGCCCUGCCUCCGGUCAGAGUAGUCUUCUCCAUCACAAUGGAGGGCAGUGCAAGGAAAGUCAUCACUGUACGCUCUGCUCUCAUGGUAAAGAACCAACUGGAUGUUCCUAUGGAGGUCAGACUCGACAGUCCCUCUGCUCCUGACAAACCUGUGGUGUUGCCUCCAAUCCUGCCUAGUCAGGCCUUAGCAGUACCCCUCCACCUAACAUCCUGGCGGCUGCAGGCUCGGCCCAAAGGCCUGGGCCUAUUCUUCUGUAAGGUUCCCAUCCACUGGACCAGCGUGGAGCGGCAUGGGGAGAUCAGCAGCAGUAAGAGGGAGUGUCAGUCAGCAGACUUAAAUGAUAACGUCAAGCAUAAUUUCAGGUUUUGUGUGGUCAUCAAAAAAGAGAACUACCCAGACCAGCAGCCUGCCAAGAGAAUUUCUGGCAGUGCUAAGCAGAUCUAUCGACAGCCAGGCCACACUAUCUACCUUCUGCCCACCAUGGUGCUGGCCAACCUUUUGCCAUGUGACCUCAACUACUACAUCAAAGGAACGUCCAUCAAAGGCUCAUUGAAACCAGGAAAAGAAGCUGUACUUCAUGCAGCUGAUACCUCGCAGAAUAUGGAGCUUGGAGUCCUGUUGGAGAACUUCCCCAUGUGCAAAGAGCUGCUGAUUCCUCCUGGGACACAAAACUAUGUGGUACGAAUGCGGCUGUAUGACCCUAACAAACGCCUGCUUUGCCUCACCAUCCGCAUCAUCCUGCGGGCACAGGGGGCACUGAAGAUCCUGAUCUCUGCCCCCUACUGGCUUAUCAACAAGACAGGUCUGCCAUUAAUUUUCCGUCAGGACAAUGGCAAAGCCGAUGCAGCAGGUCAGUUUGAGGAGCAUGAGUUGGCCCGAAGCCUCAGCCCAUUACUAUUCUGCUACACCGACAAGGAGCAACCUGCUAUGUGUACUAUGAGGAUUGGGAAAGGAAUCCAUCCUGAGGGAGUUCCUGGCUGGUGCCAGGGGUUUUCCCUGGACGGAGGGAGUGGAGUCAGGGCAGUGAAGGUUAUACAGCAUGGAAACCGGCCUGGCUUCAUCUACAACAUAGGAAUCAGUGUGCGGAAAGGAAAAGGACGCUACAGGGACACUCACAUAGUGACUUUUGCCCCACGCUACCUGCUGGACAACCGCUCGACACACAAACUGGCCUUCGCUCAGAGAGAGUUUGCGAGAGGAAAGGGUACGGCCAACCCAGAAGGUUAUAUCUCCACUCUGCCCGGCUCCAGUGUUGUCUUCCACUGGCCCCGCAAUGACUACGACCAGCUGCUGUGUGUACGCCUCAUGGACACCCUCAACUGCACAUGGUCUGGAGGCUUUGAGGUCAACAAACCAAAGUCUUUCCAUGUCAACAUGAGGGACACACUGGGGAAGUGUUUCUUCCUGCGGACAGAGAUCACCCUGAAGGGAGCCACUUACCAGAUCUCCUUCACUGACACUGACCAGCUGCCUCCACCCUUCCGCAUUGACAACAUCUCUGAGGUGCCUAUACAGUUCUGGCAGCAUGGUGUGGCUGACAUCCGACUGUACACUGAGGUGAAGGCAGGCGCGGAGCUGGAUUAUGCCUGUGAUGAACCCACAUUGCCGCCCUACCUCACACUGACUGUGAAGGGAGCUGGAUCAUCAGAGGUCACAGCUGACAUGAACUACUUCAGAGAAUACAACAAACUUUACUAUGAGAACUUCAUCUACAUUGCAGCCACAUACACAUUCACAAAGAAUGUUGAGAGAAGACCAGUUGGGAAUAAGCAGCUGGUGAGCUGUGCUGAACUAGUACUUGAUAUAGACACCAAGACUCAAAGGGUCAUCCUGAAAAAGAAGGAGCCGGGGAAGCGCUCCCAGCUAUGGAGGAUGACUGGGACUGGUAUGCUGUGUCAUGAAGGCUCGUCUCCACCGCAGAGCAAGCCGGCCCAGCCACGCCCACUAGAUUCCUCUUUAGUACUGGACAUCGCUGGGCUUGCAGCAGUUAGUGACAACAGUUUUGAGCCUUUAAUGCUAAGGAGGCCAGACUCGCGCCGCAGCACAACCCAGACGUGGUACUUCAGCUCCGGCAUGCUGACCUGUGGCCUUCCACGGCUGGUAGUACAGGUGAAGGGUGGUGUGGCAGGUUUGUAUGAUGGGGUAGAGGUGGUGCUGGGACCAGACUCUGGGCUGCUGGAGCCGGGCCCUGAUCAACAGUUUAUCAACCAGAAGAUGAGACCCGGUUCUGGUGUGCUGUCCGUCCAGGUGCUGCCGGAUGGACCCACUCGUGUCCUGCAGAUUAGUGACUUCAACCAGAGGAGAAUGAUCCGCAGCUCACCCAGCACCGAACAGGAGAGGAGCAAAGAGGAUAUGAAGAAGAAAGAGCCUGAGCAGGAGCUUGAGGUGUUGGUGAACAUGGAUGAAGGUGUGGGUGUGUCUCUGGUCAACAAGGUUCCGGAAGAGCUUGUGUUUACGACACUGUCUGGUAUCGAUGUACACUUCACUCACACUGCUGUCAGCGAGGUGUUGGAGGUCAGCAUUCAGAACAUACAGGUGGACAACCAGCUGUUGGGUACCACUCAGCCUGUGAUGUUGUGUGUCACCUCCGGUUCCGGGGACAGCAGCGACAGCAGUGACAGUGGCCCAGCCCUGCAAGUCAAUUCCGUCAAGGUUUCCAGCAACCUCAUGCUCACUGAUCUAUUCAAGCAUCUCAUGGUGACAGCCCGACGCUUCACUGUCAUCAUUGAGGAGAAACUCCUGCUUAAGCUGCUCACCUUCUUUGGAUAUGGACAGACAGAGGCUGAGCUGGAGAAGUUGUAUGACCUCCAUGAGAAGCCCAAUGAGGAUGCAGGAGCUCCCAAACGUUACUACUUUGAGAACCUGAAGAUCAGUCUCCCUCAGGUCAAACUGAGUGUCUUCACAUCUCACAAGUUGCCUCCUGAUCUCAAGGCACUGAAAGGUUCUCUGGGCUUCCCACUGGUGCGUUUUGAAGACGCAGUCAUCAACAUGUACCCGUUCACUAGAGUGCACCCCUACGAGACCCAGGAGAUCAUCAUCAAUGACAUCCUCAAGCACUUCAGAGAGGAGCUGAUCAGCCAGGCAGCUCAAAUCCUGGGCUCCGUGGACUUCCUAGGAAAUCCGAUGGGCCUUCUCAAUGAUGUGACCGAGGGCAUGUCGGAGCUCAUCAAGUAUGGCAAUGUCGGUGGCCUUAUACGCAAUGUGACCCACGGUGUGUCCAACUCAGCUGCCAAGUUUGCAGGGACUUUAUCGGACGGGUUGGGGAAGACUAUGGACAACCGACACCAAAGUGAGCGAGAGUACAUCAGAUACCACGGAGCGACCAGUGGAGAGCACCUUGUAGCAGGGAUCCAUGGACUGGCUCAUGGUAUCAUUGGGGGCAUGACGAGCAUCAUCACUUCCACAGUGGAGGGGGUGAAGACGGAGGGUGGAGUCAGUGGAUUCUUCUCAGGUCUUGGUAAAGGUCUGGUCGGAACUGUGACCAAACCGGUGGCUGGAGCUCUGGACUUUGCAUCAGAGACAGCACAGACAGUCCGGGACAUGGCUAGUCUCAGUAACCACAGGCUCAGUGUGCAGCGUGUCAGGAAGCCUCGCUGUUGUAAGGGACCCCAAGGUCUGCUGCCUCGAUACUCUGCCAUUCAGGCUGAUGGUCAGGAACAACUUUUCCGCCUCACUGACAGCAUCCACUCUGAGUUCUUCAUCGCUGUGGAGCCCAUCGACAGCUAUUGUGUCCUCAUAUCCUCCAAAGUGGUCUACUUCCUGAAGCCAGGGGACUAUGUGGACCGCGAAGCCAUCUUUCUGGAGGUCAAGUACGAUGACCUGUACCACUGUCUGGUCUCCAAGGACCAUGGGAAGGUAUAUCUGCAACUCACCAAGAAGGCUGAGAGCACCAGCAGUGGUGUGGCCAUUCCUGGCCCCUCCCACCAGAAACCCAUGGUCCAUGUAAAGAGUGAGAAUCUCGCCAUCAAAAUCUCUCAAGAAAUCAACUAUGCCAAGAGUCUUUACUACGAGCAGCAGCUAAUGCUUCCGGCCAGUGAGAAUGAGGACUACUUACUGCUGGAGUCCUGAUCACAUGACUUUUCUAAGAGGGUGUCUGAAGAAUUACUAACUUUUCUUAAAUCCUGAGAAUGUCUUUUGUUUAUUUUUGUAGGCUUUUGUUUUUUUAAAUUGACAAGCUGCAGUAAAUGGAACAGUCAAGCACCAUUGCACUUGGUGUAGUUACAUGAUGUUUGACAAAGCACAUGCAUGUUCAUGACAGAAAAAACACAUGCAAGGCAGAGUUUUGUAUGUAUAUGAAGUAUGUAUAAACAACAGCUUUGAACAAGCUGUUCUUUGCUGUUGACAACAGGUGUACACACCCUACAAGCUCUAUAUGUUUGUGAAUAGACAGAAAUGUAAAUAUAAUAAACUGCCUUUACGACUCUAUUUUGUGUAUAAGAGUGCAGGGGUGACCUGUAGUGACACCAGGAGGGCUGGGACCUGCAGGUCAUUUGCCUGUCUGUCACUGUCUGCCUUUUACAAUCACAUACCUCUACAUCUGAGUGUCUCUGCUUUUAUUUAGCAGCCGUUUUUUAAUGAGCCCACUGUUCUUUCUAACCAGUCAGUCCACACUCCCUCUAACCAGGCUUCACUUUAAGUUGUUCACAACUUCUUGAAGAGUUGCUUGUUAAUUGUCAGGUUUUGGGGUUUUGGUUUGGUGUCAGAGGUUUUCUUGAGCUAAGAUUGAAUUGUAUUUUAAUAGGGGGAGUGGAGUUCAGUCAAUCUGUGAUUCUGUAACAUAAUGUUCACAUGAACACUGCUUUAAUAAAGUCCUGUAACUGCA